Messenger RNA from Bufo gargarizans (Asiatic toad), 1201 nucleotides. It is a transcript of the gene KMT5A, whose product is annotated as lysine methyltransferase 5A. Bases 133 to 1137 code for a protein of 334 amino acids. The record is from RefSeq and is a predicted model, not a curated record. The transcript is spliced from 8 exons. Gene Ontology annotation, molecular function: histone H4K20 methyltransferase activity; protein binding. NCBI's taxonomy places the organism in Eukaryota, Metazoa, Chordata, Amphibia, Anura, Bufonidae.
GGAGAGACACCGUGUGCUGGGCUUUAAACUUCUCCGCUAGUAGAGACUCAUGUGGCGCUUUGCUUUUUGGUUGUAGUUUUUAUUUUUCAGGUUUUUUCUUGCAGGGGUUACGUGAUCGGUAUCGGAGACAUCAUGGGGAGAGGUAAGAAAAUGUCCAAACCCAGCGACGGAAGAAGUGGGGACGCACCGGAAACCUGUCGAACCGGGGGAACCAAUGAGAACAACCCGAAAAUGAACGGGGAUCUGGGACAUGGGGGGCAGUCAAAAAUCUACUCCUAUAUGAGUCCUACUAAAUCUGCCAGUUCAAGACCUCCUCUUCAGGAAGAGAACUCAGCGACGCAUUAUGAGGGCAAACAUCUGGGUAAAGCCUCUGUGGAUGUGCACAAGAAAGCGGAUGUUGAGGAAAUAAAAUCUAUUGCCACACCUGAACUGGUGAAAGCCAUAGACAAACCGAAGGUGUGUAAUUCUACAGAAGCUAAUUCUGACCAGAAACAAUCAGUCCCUGAAACCCAUAAGAUCGUGUUACCCGUUGCUAACAAGACUCCGGCGCCUCACAAGAUGGUGAAGACAAAAUCUCACAGAAGGAAGGUACAAGGAACAAAAUCGCCAAACAGAAAAGUUACAGAUUACUUCCCCGUCAGACGAAGCUGCAGAAAAAGCAAAAAAGAACUGGAGACUGAAGAAAAGAAGAGAAUAGAUGACCUUAUUCUAAGUGGCAAAGAAGAAGGGCUGAAGGUUGACAUAAUUACCGGUAAAGGUAGAGGGGUCAUUGCCACUCAGAACUUCCAGCGUGGAGAAUUUGUGGUGGAAUACCAUGGAGACCUCAUAGAGACAACAGAUGCUAAAAGGCGAGAAGCGUUCUAUUCGCAGGAUUCGUCCACUGGCUGCUAUAUGUACUAUUUUCAGUAUCUGAAUAAAACAUACUGUGUUGACGCUACAAAAGAAAGCAGCCGCCUUGGGAGAUUAAUAAACCAUAGCAAAAAUGGAAAUUGCCAUACAAAGUUACAUGACAUCAACAACGUACCUCAUCUUAUACUGAUUGCAUCAAGGGACAUAAAGGCAGGAGAAGAAUUGUUGUACGACUAUGGAGAUCGAAGCAAGUCUUCCAUUGAAGCACAUCCAUGGCUGAAAAACUGACUAAUAUAGACUACUGGAUUUUACACCUUGCUUUUUGAAUCGGUUUUAUCCCCCCCCCCCCCCC